AUGACUGCGCCUCCCAACCAACAGCCGCCCAUCGAUCUACUAAGCGGCUGGCCCAACCCCGCGCUCCUCCCCGCCCCCGAUCUGCUCCGCUCCGCCACGACAGUCUUGACGACCCCCUCCAUCGCACACCCAGGUUUGCUGUACGGGCCCGAUGAAGGCUACGAGCCUCUGCGUGCCCACGUGGCCAAGUGGCUGGGUGCCUUCUACCAGCCUUGCAAUCCAAUUUCGUCCGGGCGCAUUUGCAUCACUGGCGGGGCCAGCCAGAACCUCGCGUGCGUCAUGGCCGUCUUUACUGACCCUGUGUACACGCGCGGGGUUUGGAUGGUCGAUCCAACCUACCACCUCGCUGGCCGUAUAAUUGAUGAUGCAGGCUUUGCUGGGCGGGUUCGAGGGGUCCCUGAGGAUGACGAGGGGAUAGACCUCGCCUUUUUGAAGAGCGGAUUACGUGCGGCGGAGGAGAAGGCGCUUGCCAAGGGCAACACCGAACCGAAAUUCAAACCACACCGGCCCUGGCGCAAGAUCUACAAAUAUAUCAUUUAUGCGGUCCCCACGUUCGCCAAUCCUUCCACCAAGGUUAUGUCUUUGGGUCAUCGAGAGGAUUUGGUUCGACUGGCUCGAAAGUACGAUGCCCUGCUAGUAACCGACGACGUCUACGAUUUCUUGCAAUGGUCACCGACUCCUGGGGGUAAGCUGGCUGCCCCCGAACACGCAUGCCUCCCCCGCUUAGUAGAUGUGGAUCGUUACCUGGACGGUGGCCCUAUCGAUGAAUGGGGACACGCAGUAAGCAAUGGUAGCUUCAGUAAAUUGCUCGGUCCCGGGCUUCGCACCGGAUGGGCCGAAGCAUCCGAAAAGAUUGCUUACGGGUUGUCACAAGUAGGCUCCUCGCGCUCCGGCGGCGCUCCUUCUCAACUCUGUUCAACAAUCAUUGAUCAACUACUCCCUUCUGGCACUCUAGACAACUACAUCCAAACAGUAUUGCAGCCUGCAUAUUCAGAGCGGUAUUAUGCGCUACAGGGAGCAAUCCAGGAAUACCUAGUCCCACUCGGAGCGACGGUUGCUUCUCCCGAGACCGUUACAGGCGGAUAUUUCAUCUGGCUCACCCUACCAACGCCACUGUUAGCGGUAGAUAUAGUGCAGCGCGCGCAACAGGAGGAAAACCUACGCUUAGCGCCUGGCACACUAUUCGAAGCUGGUAGCCCACAACCGCCAAGCGACCGGUUUGCUGGCUGCCUGCGCCUGUGCUUUGCGUGGGAAGAACCGCGUCACCUGACCGAGGGGGUGCGUAGGCUCGCUCGCGUCCUGAAACAUGCGCUUGAGUAG
Molecule: messenger RNA, 1320 nt
Organism: Penicillium subrubescens
Lineage: Eukaryota; Fungi; Ascomycota; Eurotiomycetes; Eurotiales; Aspergillaceae
Product: aminotransferase-like domain-containing protein
Exons: 3
Coding region: 1-1320 (439 amino acids)
Biological process (GO): biosynthetic process
Molecular function (GO): pyridoxal phosphate binding; L-2-aminoadipate:2-oxoglutarate transaminase activity
Source: RefSeq, a predicted model, not a curated record